UUUGGCGUGCCAUCUGCAGCCUUCGCGAGGCCGGAGGAAUAGCUUCCCUGCCCUGCCCCCCAAAUAUGUCCUAGAUCCAUAUUCGGGAGCAUCGUCGAGACUCCGCCACGGUUUGGCAAAUGCGCUCCUUAGGGGGGAUACAAUGUGUGUAUGAGCACGUAGAUGUAUGCAUAUACAGGCAUAUAGGAAAGGAUCGCGUGGCUGUUCUGUGAGAUGUAGUAGGUAUGUGCCCAUAUAAGAUAGUUAUGAGAUCCUUCCCCCGGAUGGACCUCUGCUCUGUACUUUCUAGUCUGCGAACCAACUAGAAAACUCGUAUCACAAGAUGUUGUUAGCUAAUUCUUUCGUUGCCCUGGGCUGGGCCGCCGUGUGGGGUGCCGCCGCAGCGACGAUACCUUCGUCGGACAUCUCGGUGAGCGUGAGAGAUAUGCCCGGCGCCUCAUCAGCCUACACCCUCCAAGCUCUUGGGAGAUCCCUCCGAAGGCUCCAAUCCCAGAAGAGGGAUACGAUUUUUAAGAACAGCACGUCGUUGGAAAAGAGCUGGGAUGGCGCGACGCUGCUUAGCAUGACUACCCAGACUGAGAGCGCGGGCGUCAGCGUGGCAGGUGGUGUCGACAUCACCUGCACGACAUGUUAUAUCCGGGGUUUGGCGACGGCUGAGUUCUCAGUCGACAGCAAGUUCAACGUAUCCAACGCUGUCAGAAACUUCACCGGUGAAAUUCGCGAGGAGGUCCUGAACACCACCGAUGCGGCCAUCGACUACGUCCAGAGUUACUUCUCAGGCGUACUCGCCAAUCUCCAGGACGGGAUCGACUUGGACGACUUCGACUUCCCUCCCCUGGACAUCGACUUCAACGUCGACAUCCCCGACAUCCCUGAGUGCCGUCUAAAAUUCCAGUUCGACAACCUCGAGCUGUACAUGCUGGUUGACACCGUGCUCACUGCCGGGGCCACUUACAACCUAAACUUGUUCUCGUCUAACACGCCUAUCGGUGUCGCCGCGAAUAGCGACCUGUUCAUCGGGGUCAUCUUCUCGGUAGACUUGAUCCUGAGCGUCGACACCGAGAUCGACAUCAGCAGCGGCAUCCAUAUCCUGCUCGAAGACGGUGUUGGCCUCGACAUGGCCUUGUUCGGGAAGAAUGUCUCGAGCAUCACCUUCAACGGCGCUAACUUCGAGUUCUUGCCCGUGACGGUCGAGAGCGCGGGCGGUCUCAUCAAGGCGGUGCUGCGGAUCGGCGUGAACGCAGGCUUCGAGAUUGAGACGCCGCGCGUGACGAUUCCGAGCGUUGGCUUCGCGACCAAGGCUAGUGCUGGCGUCGCCGUCCGCGUGUGGGCUGACGUCGCCGAGUUCGCUACUAACAUCACUGCCGUACCCGACGCCGGCGACGGCGAGUGCGCCCUCGUCAUGGAGCAGACCUACCAGUUCGGCCUCGGCGCCGCCGCCGGCGCUACCCUCGCCAUCGGUGCUGAGACAUGGGGCCCUGCUCCCGAGACCAAUAUCCCCAUCUUCUAUACCACGAUCGCCGACCUCUGCGCGACAAAGGGCCGCGGCGUAGCCACAACGGCGGUGACGGCCUCAAGCGGCAGCACCACCGUCUCGGUAAGCGGCAGCGCCAGCGCCAGCGCCAGUGUUGACACCAAUGUGGCGGCUUCGAGCGGUAGCGGCGUGACAGCGCUGCCGAGCGCGGUGCUCACGGCGCGCGCCGAUGGCGACGGCGAGCUGACAACGACGACACUGACCAAGAAGGUGACAUUCGUCGGCAUCGCGUGCCUGACCACGGGACUCGUCAACUGCCCACUGUCCGCGCAAACGACAACCAAGGUCACCAGCACGCUGACGCACGUGACAGCCGUGCCAUCAGGCGCGGACGAGCCCGUGUUUCCGGAGUCCGUGGCGACUACGGUCGCCUCGCCCGUGCCCUUCGGCCCCGGCGCCGUAAAGGUCGCCGCGACGACUGGCGCGCCGGCUUCGUACGUACCGCCGCCCCCACCGGCAUCAUCUACCGAGGGAGACGGCGCUGCGGCGACGGCCGACGAAAUCACGUCGACCGACCAACCCCUCGGCACGGUCAACGGCGUCGACACUCGCCUCAUCAUCGGCUUGAGCGUCGGCCUCGGUGUCCCCGUGCUCGCGGGCAUCGCCUCUGUGAUAUAUUUCUACCGCGGGCGGAAGCGCUACGCGCCUGUAGCUAAAAUUGAGGACCCGACGCACCUGGGUGCGCCGCGGCCGUACGGCGGCGCCGGGAGACACUGAUAGGGUAGCAGUCACAGUGUGAUAUGGCUCGCUAACUAGCUGAGGGUGCUUUUUCGUAGAAGUGGGCUGGGAAUGGUGGUGUACCUGCGCGGUGGCGGCGUUCGGAUCUGCUUCAAAUACCGUUAUGAUACCAAAGCGUGAUAUAGUUGGUGAUCUAACCGUGGCCCUGUUUACCCGCAAGCAUACAUACGUAGCUUGACGUGUUCCCUCUCUUUUUUGUGCUGUUGGUGACCGGGCGGU
Durotheca rogersii is the source of this 2491-nucleotide messenger RNA. RefSeq lists its product as uncharacterized. The transcript is spliced from 5 exons. The coding region runs from base 323 to 2251 and encodes 642 amino acids. The record is from RefSeq and is a predicted model, not a curated record. NCBI's taxonomy places the organism in Eukaryota, Fungi, Ascomycota, Sordariomycetes, Xylariales, Xylariaceae.